Molecule: messenger RNA, 1769 nt
Organism: Oncorhynchus kisutch (coho salmon)
Lineage: Eukaryota; Metazoa; Chordata; Actinopteri; Salmoniformes; Salmonidae
Exons: 2
Coding region: 114-1052 (312 amino acids)
Source: RefSeq, a predicted model, not a curated record
UGUACAGGUAAUUCACUCAUUGUGGAGUGAGAAGAGCUAUCUACAUCUACCAGGCAGCAAGUCUUCCAUCGCCUCCACCAAGCACCUAUCUUCAAACUUGAAAAGAAAGGGAAAUGAAGCGUACUAAUUCAAGAGCUAUAGAAGAGAAUUAUUUCAGUGGAGAGCAUAAGAAUAUCACCACACUGAAAAAUGAGGCAAUCCUUAAAACAAAUGGGUACAUUUAUAAUCUCAUUCCACCACACCCAGAAGAACCUGAGUUUCACAUAUCCAAAGUGGUCCAUGUCACCAAAGGAUCUAAAAUUGAUGAAAUCUUGGAUUCAAAUGGAUUUAGGGGCGGGGAUAGGAGUCUCCUGUGGUGGAGCCUAGCCAUCGAGCAUGAUGAUAUCAGAGCUGCAGAAGACCGUUACCUGGAGAAUAUCUUCCCAGACAGAACACCAGGGCAGAGAGAGGCACAGAGAGAGAUAGGUUCCUUCCUGAAUCAGUUCACCACCUCACCUGCCUUUAGGCAGGCAUCGCGUUAUGGGAACUUCAGGUUCACUCUCAGUCUGUCUGAUCUCCUGAAGAUGUACGGAGAGCAGAUAUGUGGUGGAGAAAAGCCUGUCCUGAAAGUGUAUGAAACCACUGUCUACAAACAGGAGAUAAUGUACUCUGUGCUUGUUCACUCUCCAAGUGUGGAUGAGUUUGAGGAGUACCCAUUUCUUGGUGAUGGCAGUGAUGAUGCUGUCUGUGGUUACAGGGAAAACGAUGUAGAGGGGGAAGGAAAAGGACACAUUGUCUGGCGAGCACAAGCCAUGUCAGCAACACAAAAAGUUGGGUUAACCAUAAACAACAUGGACAAAAUAGUAGAAACAGAUGGUAAUGUUUACAAUCAAUGGUACAUGUGGGACCAUGUUACCCUGGCGCUCCACCUGCCAGAAGGCCUGCUCCUAAAUGUUGAUAGAGAGAAUCUGAUCAAAAACCUUACUGCUUGUGAGGCUGAUAAACCGUUUCUUGGGGAUCAUCACAUGUCCCUCUUAGAUGCUGAGACAAAAGUUCAGAACUUAAACAACUAACUCUGGAACUGAUUAACAAAAUCAGUCAGGCAGGUUACAUUAAAUGUUUAAGGAUAAUCAAUUAACAAACCAUAAAAACAUAUUAUGGUAUUUAACCAUUUUCCCCUUUUAAAUUUUUUUGCACUCAAAUGAACUGUUUAGGGGGGAAAUAUUUGUCUCAUUCAAUAUUUGUCCCACAAUUUAAAACACUUAUGCCAUAUUUGUAAAAGCACCAGAUGUCAGGGCUUUAUAUCACCCUAUGUCGUGUGACGAUUUAAAUCAUUUAAGCAUCUAUGCAGUUCUUAUGAAGAAAUGCUGAAUGCCUUAUAAAGCUUUUUUAUUGUUAUUUUUGUGGGACCAAAAUGAUGUUGUGUUAUGUAUUUUUAGGUUACUGUGUCAUAUUGGGGUCAUUUAUGGUCACUAAUAGAUUUAGUGUGAUGGGACUGCAGUGGCAGUAUUUACCACUCAUUCCCACUUUCCUCUGUACAUUUCUGCAUGAUGUAUGUAUAUUACAGCUUUUUGUUUACACUCUUUGAGUCUCUGUAUUGCUACAUAACGAUGAGUAUCAUGUAAUAUUUUCUCCAAUCUAAUUGAACACAAAAAGGAUGUUUUAAAUGAGAAGGUAGGGCUAAUCAAAUGAAAUGCAAGAUUUUAACUGUUCUAUUAACUGUUGUUUGUGUGCAAAGUUACACAUCAAAUCCACACUGUUUGCCUUUUUUGGGAAUAAAUUAUGUAAAU